AUGGCCGUCUCGGUCCUGGGCAAGCGCCAACGUGGUGCCAUUGAGACAGAAGCACCAACACUGCCGCUGCGUAGUUCCAACAGGCGCCGUACGCAACCACCUCGCAUCCUCCAGGAAGUGAACGAGCCUUCUGCAUCGUCAACGCGCCAACUACGAUCACGAACAAGGAAUGGCACAUACUCGAAUCAAGAAAAUGACUCCAGCAUCAAAAUCACGCUUGCCGAGACCGACAAGACCAAGCAUGUUGUACGCGUCACUAAGACCGCGUCUCCCUCCAAGAUCGGUCCCGAACCGCGGACUUCAGAAGUUGUCAAUGAUGAAAAUACAAAACCCAUCGAGUUCAAAACUCCUUCAAAGUCCAGAUACCGAGACGCCCUUGAAUCGCCGCCAGUCACCCCGAAGCACAGAGUGCAGGUUGGCGGCAAGUCGAUGACUCCGCGCACACCUCGCCAGAUAUCGAGCCCAUCAUCUUCUCAGACUAUUUAUACGGCAGCUAGGCAGCUAUUUACGCGAGGGGCAACUUCCGGUCGAUUAAUUGGACGGGACGCUGAGCGUGAAAAGCUGACCUCAUUUAUCCAGGAACGCGUUACCUCAAGGAAGGGCGGUUGUCUGUAUGUCAGCGGGCCACCAGGUACCGGCAAGAGUGCUAUGGUCCGAGAGGUAUGUAACGGGCUGGGACUCGACACUGUUCAGGUAGCGCAUAUCAAUUGCGCCAGUAUGCGAGGACCCCGAGACGUAUACUCGAAGCUCAUUGAGGAUCUCGGUGACGACGGCCAGGUUUUCAGGAAGAGCGACGUCGAUAGGCUAAAAGCCUUGUUUCUUCCUGACAAGAAACAUGAUGGUCUAUUCUUAGUCACCUUGGACGAGAUCGACCACCUGCUCACCGCCGAUGCUGGAGUUCUACAGUCCUUAUUUGAAUGGUCUCUAAACAACAAAUCGCGUCUGUUACUCAUCGGAAUCGCCAAUGCGCUUGAUCUCACCGAUCGCUCAUUGCCACAAUUGAAGGCGAAGAACUUGAAGCCUUGCCUCCUACCUUUUUUACCUUACAAUGCUAGCCAAAUCGCGAACGUCAUCACCAACCGCCUCCGGUCUUUGCUUCCUCCUGAUCAGGAUGUGGAACCGACUUUUGUGCCUUUUGUCCAGCCUGCAGCUAUACAGCUGUGCGCGAAGAAAGUUGCAUCCCAGACCGGUGACCUGCGAAAAGCGUUCGAACUUGUCAAAUGUGCCAUUGAUCUUAUUGAACAAGAGACGCUACAAAAGCUGGAGAAGCAGAGCUCCAGUGUUGAUAGCGCCUCCAAGACUAUCCUGGUCGAAAAUAAUAACCUCUCAUCCCCGGCCAGAACUUCGAUAUCCAAGCAGAACCCCACCACAACAUAUACUAUUCUUACGGCACCACGCGCAAGCAUCGGACAUAUAGCUCGCAUUACUUCAUCUGCCUUUGGACAAGGAACCGUCCAACGGCUUCAGGCGCUCAAUCUACAACAAAAAGCGGCUCUCUGCUCUCUCCUCGCCCUGGACAGGAAACGGCGCGAGAGUGAUCUCACUGGCACGCCGUCCAAAAUCAAGAUGUCGGCGCCUACUAUCAAACAGAUCUUCGACACUUAUUGCACGCUGUGUCGAAAAGACAAUAUCCUCCAUCCCCUGACGGCUACUGAAUUCAAGGAUGUCAUCAGUAAUUUGGAGACGUUAGGCCUCGUCGGUGAAUUCCAGGGCCGAGGCCGAGGUGGAACGGUUUCGGGCGGCUCUGAUAUCAGACGCACUCCCUCAAAGUCGGGCUGCGGGAUGAUGAGUCCACGAAAAGGAAUGGAUGAGCAGGGCCUUGUCUGCUUUGUUUCACAGAAGGAAAUCGAGAGCCAGAUUGCUGGCCCGGGAGAAGGCAUUCUCAGAAGAUUACUCAUGGGUGAAGGUCUGUAA
Molecule: messenger RNA, 1914 nt
Organism: Aspergillus fischeri NRRL 181
Lineage: Eukaryota; Fungi; Ascomycota; Eurotiomycetes; Eurotiales; Aspergillaceae
Product: AAA family ATPase CDC6
Exons: 3
Coding region: 1-1914 (637 amino acids)
Biological process (GO): DNA replication initiation; cell division; mitotic DNA replication checkpoint signaling
Cellular component (GO): nucleus
Molecular function (GO): DNA replication origin binding; ATP hydrolysis activity
Source: RefSeq, a predicted model, not a curated record